AUGCUCAUGCGGAACCAGGCUGACAAUACCAUCAGGAGAUGGUUGUUCAUCAUAGAAGGAGUCAUUACUAUUGGUGUUGCUAUCACAGCGGCAUUCAUCCUCCCAGACUAUCCUGCCACAACGACAUGGCUUUCCGACGAGGAAAAAGCAUAUGCCCAGUGGAGACUGGUCGAUGACAUCGGAGAGUCGGACGAGGGAGGUGCCUCAUCCAUCAAAGAUGGGGUCAUACUUGCCUUUAAAGAUCCUCGACUGUACCUAUUCACCUUGCUUCAGCACAUAAGUUUACUGUCGCAGUCCUUCCAGUACUUCUUCCCGACGAUCGUCAAGACCCUUGGCUAUGGGAACAUUGAGACAUUGCUCAUCACUGCGCCAGUGUGGAUCGGAACGUUCCUGGUUUCGCUCGUAGUAACCUACACUGCCGGAAAAUACAACGACCGAAGCAUACACAUCUUCUGUUUAAUGCUGAUAUCCGUAGUGGGAAACAUCAUUGUCGUUUCUUCACUCAACACUGUGUAUCCAUCUACGGAUGGGCCAAGGUAUCUUCCAGGCGGUAGUGCGACUGCUGCGGUUGCUCUUUCUGUUGCUAUACUGGCAUUGGUCGUACGACUAGUUUUACAGAGAGACAACAAGAAGCUCGCGGUUCGUGAUGUUCUUGACAAUGAAGGCAGUGUCGGUGGAUCUGGAGGGGCAGCUUUGGGAGGCAGGGCUUUGGGAUUCAGAUAUGUCCUCUGA
Didymosphaeria variabile is the source of this 732-nucleotide messenger RNA. RefSeq lists its product as uncharacterized. The transcript has 3 exons. The record is from RefSeq and is a predicted model, not a curated record. The coding region runs from base 1 to 732 and encodes 243 amino acids. Gene Ontology annotation, cellular component: membrane. NCBI's taxonomy places the organism in Eukaryota, Fungi, Ascomycota, Dothideomycetes, Pleosporales, Didymosphaeriaceae. Gene Ontology annotation, molecular function: transmembrane transporter activity. Gene Ontology annotation, biological process: transmembrane transport.